Molecule: messenger RNA, 747 nt
Organism: Lachancea mirantina
Lineage: Eukaryota; Fungi; Ascomycota; Saccharomycetes; Saccharomycetales; Saccharomycetaceae
Source: the annotation of a GenBank genome assembly
AUGCAGGUCAAUCCUGAAGUAGUGACUACCGGUUCCAAUUCUGCUCUGCCCAGAAACAAGCUACUGAUAGCCUUUAGCGCAGAUUUCUCUCGUAAAGAUGAGCUUCUAGCUAAAGUAUUUGGACAAGAAAUUUCGCACUCGUCGCGCAUUGUGCGAAAAUAUUGCUGGAGAACUAAGUAUUACUCUGUUCAGCUUGAUAUAUACAUAGAUGAGCUAGAGAACUUAAGCAAUUGGUGCGACGAGCUUAUGAGCCCGGAAUUCCAAGAUCUGAGGGAUGUUUUGGCUGGUAUAAUAGUGGUUGGGUCAAAAUUUGAUCCCGAUUCACACCGAGCACUCCAUCAGUUGUCCAAAUGUCUGGACGAAAGUAUGGAAUAUUUUGGCAUUUUGUUGACGAGCGAGGCUCGUCGAAGCGAUGAAGACGAAAUGGUGGGCAGUUUCGAGCUCAUCCAUUGCGAUGAAAAUGAGUCUAAUGAAUAUAACGAAAGCCUAGGAAUCGGACGUGUAAAAGAAGUUAUCGACACGCAUAAUUGGGACGCAGAUAUUAUGCAAAUGAAGCAAGCGAAGCAAGCGAAGCAGGCGUCAGCUGUAGAAGAAAUUGAUUGUAAGUUGCCCAGCCAAGGAUUCUCCCUGGAAGAAUUAAUGCACAAACUUGAAGAGGCGAGAACCAAUUACCAACAAAUGUCGUCCGGUCCAGAAGCGAGCCAAUUCGCAGAAGAUAUUUCGGAGCAGUUGAGUAGAUGCAUAUAA